Molecule: messenger RNA, 1537 nt
Organism: Cucumis sativus (cucumber)
Lineage: Eukaryota; Viridiplantae; Streptophyta; Magnoliopsida; Cucurbitales; Cucurbitaceae
Product: WAT1-related protein At5g64700
Exons: 8
Coding region: 220-1308 (362 amino acids)
Cellular component (GO): plasma membrane
Molecular function (GO): transmembrane transporter activity
Source: RefSeq, a predicted model, not a curated record
UUUCUGAUCUCCCAUGCAUUUCAUUUCAUUCAUUCAUUCAUUAAGGUGGUUGAUCGAAAAUAACAUGGAUAGAAGCUGAAAACAAAGAUUUCAAAACAAGAAAUCCAAUAGAAAAAUCAGUUUCCCUUAUCCUCCUAUCAGCAGCCUCUUGCCCUUAUAUAAAGGACUGCCAAAAACCCAAAAGUGUACUCUAAACUAUCCUUAUACACCUUCCUAAAAAUGGAUUCCAAGAAGCCUUACCUUGUUGCAAUUUUCAUUCAAAUUACUUUUGCUGGAAUGAGCUUAUUGUCCAAGGCUGCCUUCGCUACCGGUAUGAAUACGUAUAUCUUCCUCUUCUAUCGUCAAGCUGCUGGCAGUCUCAUCCUAAUCCCACUAACUUUACUCUUAAAAGGGAAGGAGAAGAGGCCAUUGUCCUUCAAACAGCUCUGCCAAUGUUUUUUCAUUUCAUUGAUAGGGAUAACUCUUGCAAUGAAUGCUUAUGGAGUGGCCGUUGAUUACACAUCAGCAACUCUUGGAGCUGCAGCUUUCAACUGUCUUCCUGUCUCAACGUUCAUCUUCGCCGUCUUAUUUAGAAUGGAGAGAGUGAACUUAAAGAAAGCAGCUGGGAUAGCAAAGGUGGGAGGAAUGAUGAUAUGUGUGGGAGGGGCAGCAAUACUUGCCUUCUACAAAGGACCAUAUCUAAAGCCAAUAAUAUCACACCCGAUUUUUCACAUUGAGGAAUCUGAAACCGACAUUACUACAACAUCUCAAAAGUCAUGGUUGCUGGGGUGCUUCUUUCUGCUAGUGGCUACUGUGGGUUGGGGGAUUUGGUUCGUGUUUCAGGCUAAGUUCUUGAAGGGUUACCCUCACCCAGUUGAAUUCAUGUGCGCUCAAACAGUGAUGAGUGUAGUUCAGUGCUUUGUUGUGGCUAUUAUUGUGGAAAGAGAUCCUUCAGAAUGGAAAUUGGGUUGGAAUGUUAGACUCUAUGCUGUUCUCUAUUGUGGUAUUUUGGUGAUUGGAAUUGCAAACAAUGCACAAUGUUGGGUAAUCAAAGAAAAGGGUCCAGUUUUCCAAGCCAUGAUGAUGCCCUUGAAUUUAGUCGCAACCAUCAUCGGUUCUCAACUAUUUUUGGCCGAAGGAAUUUACUUGGGAAGUGUGAUCGGUGCAAUUUUGCUAGUAACAAGUCUUUACAGUGUUUUAUGGGGAAAAAACAAAGAGCUUGUGGUUACUCCAACUAACCAAGAACGACCAUCGUCUCCAGAUUCUCUACCACAAAAAGAGUCUGAAGAGCCGGCCAAUCGUUCUCAAGUUGACUCCACGAUAGUCUAAAAUUACAUGUCUUUGUACUCAUUAACUUUUUUUUUCAUACUAUAUGAAUUAGUUUCUCUCUCUUCUCUUUGUAGUUGUAUUUUUAUCAGAGUAUGCAGUAAUAUGCAGUUAAUAGCUUGAUGUAAUACAUAAAGAAUGUACUUUCAACCUUGUCAGAGGUUCAAUCUUUUGUAAAAAGAAGGAUGAAAUUCAAGCAUUAUCCACUUCAAAUUAAAAUAUUGUUUUGUAA